AUGUCCCGAAAGCGAAAUUCGUCAACCUCCGUCACCGACUUCGAUAUAGCCAAUCCAGCUACCCACUGGCGAAGGCCUGUUGCCGGUAUCGACCCUUUGGAAAAUGCUACCGACCCAGUAUUUGGGGAGAACAAACGUGCUCUGGAGAAGACUGACGGCAAGUCUAUGGCUACAGCCAGAUGUGCCGUGGUCGGUGUCGCCCCAGUUCGGAGCGGUGGGACAGACAUGUCCUCUUAG
Molecule: messenger RNA, 237 nt
Organism: Colletotrichum graminicola M1.001
Lineage: Eukaryota; Fungi; Ascomycota; Sordariomycetes; Glomerellales; Glomerellaceae
Exons: 1
Coding region: 1-237 (78 amino acids)
Source: RefSeq, a predicted model, not a curated record